UUCGGGGGCAUAUAUAUCUUUAAAGGUAUUUAGAAGGUUAAUAUAUACAUUUUAUCAUAAAUAGAUCAUUAGUUUUGUACAUUUUGCUGCUUGAUCGUGACGUGGUUGCAUCGACACGACUGACAAGACUAAGGCAGUGUCGCUGAGUGUCCAUUAGCGGACCAACUAUUUUGUAGUCGAACUCGUUGAGGGGGCCGGAUUCGGUCUCUGGACUUCAGAGCUGGAGAUAUUGAUGGCUGAAUCUCUCUUCGCUGUAUGCUUGAUAUGCGUAUCUGGACUUUGUUGUUCAAACAGCCAGUGGAGAGAUUGUCAAGCGGAGAAGAUGAAAUCAGAUGCUUGCUCUCAGAAACGACCAGCCCCCGAGAAUCUCCGCACACCUCCAACCAACGCAUCGCCCCAACACCCCCAACCACAACAUCAUAAUAAUAUAACAUCCCACACUCCCUCACGCCUGCCGCAUCUGCUGCUCCUCAAUCAUAAUCCCCUUCUCCACCUCCGCGACAAACUCCUGGACCUGCACCGUAACCGGCACGACCGUUUCCGCAGCCUGUUCCCGCACCGUCUCGUAUCGCAGCGUCAGGGUUUCGAGUUCGGGUUUUAGGCGGGCUAGUAUAUUUCGCGGAAGAGUUAGCUUAAGCUGUGGUUGCAAGUGGUGAGUGAAUGGGGAGACUUAUAGAUCUGGGUGAUGGGAUAAUACGCAUUUCCUUCGCUUGCUGUAGCUGAGCUGCGC
This is a messenger RNA of Myxozyma melibiosi, 730 nucleotides long. RefSeq lists its product as uncharacterized. The record is from RefSeq and is a predicted model, not a curated record. The transcript has a single exon. The coding region runs from base 233 to 601 and encodes 122 amino acids. Lineage: Eukaryota; Fungi; Ascomycota; Lipomycetes; Lipomycetales; Lipomycetaceae.